Molecule: messenger RNA, 2382 nt
Organism: Myripristis murdjan (pinecone soldierfish)
Lineage: Eukaryota; Metazoa; Chordata; Actinopteri; Holocentriformes; Holocentridae
Product: keratin, type II cytoskeletal 8-like
Exons: 9
Coding region: 33-1718 (561 amino acids)
Biological process (GO): keratinization; intermediate filament organization
Cellular component (GO): keratin filament
Molecular function (GO): structural constituent of skin epidermis
Source: RefSeq, a predicted model, not a curated record
CCACCUCAGUGCUACUGACUCCCUCUGUGAUCAUGUCUGUCCGAGCUUUGAAGACCACCACCUACUCCACUGUGUCAACCUCUUCCACCGGCAAGGGCCCAACCUCGGGCUUCAGCAGUUCCUCCUUCUCUGGCUAUGGUGGCCGCAGUGUGGGUGGUGCGAGGCAGAGCUACGCUGUCCGCAGCACCUAUGGGGGAAUGGGCAGCAGCAGUGCUGGCAUGGGUGUUGGGGGUUUCAAGGUGGUCGGGGGGUAUGCUGCUGGGGGAUCUGGCCAAAGAGGAGGUGCAGUUGAGUUUGGUUAUGUGGGCAUCGGUGGAGGUAUGGGUGUUAGCAGUGGCAUGGCCAAUGCAAUGGCAGCCCCAAUCACUGCAGUGACAGUGAACAAGAGCCUGCUGGCCCCCCUGAACCUGGAGAUUGACCCCACCAUCCAGGCAGUCCGCACCCAGGAGAAGGAGCAGAUCAAGACCCUGAACAACCGCUUUGCCUCCUUCAUCGACAAGGUGCGCUUCCUGGAACAGCAGAACAAGAUGCUAGAGACCAAGUGGAACCUCCUGCAGAACCAGACCACCAGCCGCUCCAACAUUGACAGCAUGUUUGAGGCUUACAUUGCCAACCUUCGUAAGCAGCUAGACAACCUGGGUCAUGAAAAGGUCAAGCUGGAGUCUGACCUGCAUCAAAUGAAGGGUCUGGUUGAGGACUUCAAAAACAAGUAUGAAGACGAGAUUAACAAGCGCAAUGAGUGUGAGAACAACUUUGUGCUCAUAAAGAAGGACACAGAUGCUGCUUACAUGAUCAAAGUGGAGCUGGAGGCCAAACUUGAUGGCCUUUCUGAUGAGAUUGAGUUCCUGAGGCAGAUCUAUGAUGCGGAGAUUCACGAGCUGCAAGCCCAGAUCAAGGACACAUCCGUCGUAGUGGAAAUGGACAACAGCCGUAACCUUGACAUGGACGCCAUUGUUGCUGAAGUGCGUGCCCAGUAUGAAGACAUUGCCAACCGCAGCAGAGCCGAGGCUGAGACAUGGUACCAGACUAAGUAUGAGGAGAUGCAGCAGUCAGUGGGUCGAUAUGGGGAUGACCUUAAGGCGUCCAAGGCUGAAAUUACUGACAUGAACCGCAGGAUAAUGAGGCUCCAGUCUGAAAUUGACAUGGUUAAGUCACAGAGAAACAACUUGGAAGCUCAGAUCGCAGAGGCUGAGGAGCGUGGUGAGCUGGCAGUGAAGGACGCCAAGCUCCGCAUCAGGGACCUGGAGGAGGCUCUUCAGAGAGCCAAGCAAGACAUGGCAUUGCAAGUCCGCCAGUACCAGGAACUCAUGAAUGUCAAACUGGCCCUGGACAUUGAAAUCGCCACCUACAGGAAACUGCUGGAGGGAGAGGAGGACAGACUAGCAACUGGAAUCAAGACCAGUGUGUCCAAACAGACUUCACUGAACUACAACGCCUAUGGCCUGGAGAGUGCCCGCACCCCCUCCUACGUCAGCUCCUCCUUUGGUGCAGUGAAGGCCAGCAGCAGUUCUCUCAGCAGCCAUGAAGGGGCAGUGAAGAGCAGCACAGUCACCAAGACUGAAUCUGUGGUGAUGAAGACAGUGGAGAAGGAGGAGGCACAGGUAGCUUCUGAGGAGCCCGAGGCCUCUGCUGUUGUUGUGGAGCAGCAGCAGGAGCAGGAGCCAGAACCUGAAAAGGAGCAGGAGCAAGUGGAGGCACAAGCCGUGGCUGAAGAGUGAAGUUUCACUUUUUUGUCCUUUCACUGAAAUUCUGAUUGCUGAUUUUGGUGAAAGAAGCACACCUAAGUCAUUCUUUGCUUACUAUUCAAUGCUUCUAAUUUCAUUCAGGUUCAUAAUACCCUAAGUGCCUUCAUCAAAGGAUGGGUGUGAUCCUGCAGUAGGAGAUGAAUACCCAGAUUUAGGAAGCCUACUGUCUUAGUAAACACUUCUUAGUUACCUCUAAAAGCCCAGUUAAACAAGACCUUAGGUGCCUUUAAACCAGUGUAGGUUUACAAGCUUUUCACUGUUAAAUGUAGUCUCAGUCACUGCUGAUGAGUCACUUUCUUCAUCACCACUACACCUGUAAAGCCUGCAGGUGGCACUGUGGUGUGACUUUUCCUCUGCUGUUCACAUUUGCCCUUUGGCCAAUACAAAGCACUGCUGUUAUAGCCUACGUUUGUCUGCAAGAACAGAAAAACUUGUUAUUCUCAGAGUGACAUACUGCUGUCAGUGGAACUCUGUAAGACUAGACUGGGGGAAACAGAAUCAUUACUGUACUGAAAAUGCUGUGCCAAAUGACUGAUAGUUGAGUAUAAACAAAACAACAGGAAAUAGCAAACUCUCCAUGACUUCAGCUGUGAACAAUGCUCAGGUGUACUGUCUGCUGUUGGCAACAUCUGGUGUC